Messenger RNA from Punica granatum (pomegranate), 2049 nucleotides. The record is from RefSeq and is a predicted model, not a curated record. Lineage: Eukaryota; Viridiplantae; Streptophyta; Magnoliopsida; Myrtales; Lythraceae.
UUCAUUGGGCUCAUGAUAAACCCGGAUCUCCUGGACUCCCGCUGAGCCUCUGAUACGUAAACCCUAAACCCUGUUUCCGGCAGAGCCGGUGAAAACUGAGCUGAUCCUCCCUGGAACAAACUGAAAAUCGAUUACCAGUACGUUCAAUUGUUCGAACAAUCCGAGGAUAUUGGUCGUUUCACGCCACGGCCGGUGAAAACUUCCAUUUUAAGGACGGAAGAUGUCACAAUUGGCCCGUAAAGUGCGGAGGAUUUCAGGGGCGAACUUUCUUCAGAGAAUUUCAUCCGGAAAGAUAAAUGGUUGCCGAGCAUUUUGUUCGAAAACAGCCGUCGACAUUGGACAGCCAACUCCUGCUACUCACCCUGAGUUACUAAAGGAUGGAGAGAUCACACCUGGCAUCACCACAGAAGAGUGCAUCUCGAGGCGGAACAGAUUGAUCGAGCUUCUCCCCGAGAAGGGCUUAGCAAUUAUUGCAUCUGCUCCAGUGAAAAUGAUGACAGAUGUUGUGCCUUACACUUUCCGACAAGAUGCGGAUUACUCGUACAUCACUGGGUGUCAACAACCGGGGGGCGUUGCGGUGUUAGGUCGUGACUGGGGCUUGUGCAUGUUUAUGCCCGAAGCCAAACCUCAUGAUGUCCUCUGGCAAGGCCAAAUCGCUGGAGUUGAUGCAGCAUUGGAAAGUUUCAAGGCUGAUAAAGCAUUUCCCAUGAGCAAAUUGCGUGAGGUCCUUCCAGAAAUGAUUAGGCAAUCCUCCAAGUUGUUCCAUAAUGGUUAUACUGCAACAUCAGCAUAUACAAAUCUGGAGGCUUAUCAGAGAGCAGCUUACGGUGGCAAAGUCAAAGACCUUUCUAUUUACACACAUGAGUUACGGUGGAAAAAAUCACCUGCAGAGCUUAAGCUGAUGAGAGAAUCAGCAUCAAUUGCUUGCCAGGCACUAUUGCAGACAAUGAUGCACUCGAAAAUGUACCCUCAUGAGGGCAUACUAUCUGCGAAAAUAGAAUAUGAAUGCAGAAUAAGAGGUGCCCAGAGGAUGGCAUUCAACCCUGUUGUUGGUGGAGGCUCAAAUGGCAGUGUUAUACAUUAUUCUCGGAAUGACCGGAAAAUCAAGGAUCAGGAUCUUGUUUUGAUGGAUAUUGGAUGUGAGUUGCAUGGUUAUGUCAGCGACUUGACCCGUACAUGGCCUCCUUCUGGAAGUUUUUCAUCUGCUCAAGAAGAGCUCUAUGAUCUUAUACUACAAACAAACAAAAAAUCCAUGGAGCUCUGCGGACCUGGCACAACCAUUCGUGAAAUACACAAGUACUCGGUGGACAUGCUUCUAAAAGGGUUCAAGGAAAUUGGGCUUCUUAAGAAUGGUGGAACCAACUCCCUUAGAUACGAUCAGUUGAACCCUACUUCAAUAGGUCACUAUCUCGGCAUGGAUGUGCAUGAUUGUUCUACAAUUAGCUAUGACCGUGUUCUGGAGCCUGGUGUAGUAAUAACUAUUGAGCCAGGAGUUUACAUCCCAGAUGACUUUGAUGGUCCUGAUAGGUAUCGAGGCACAGGAAUAAGGAUCGAGGAUGAGGUUCUAAUUACAGAAACAGGUUAUGAGGUCCUCACAGGCUCAAUGCCCAAAGAGGUUAAGCACAUUGAAGCAUUACUGAACAAUUACAGCCGAGGAGGUGUUGAGGGAUUAUUCAAUGAUGCAAGAGUUGUAUCAAGUUAAUACUUCCACACGGAUUCAUCAGAGUGCCCCAUCAAAUGCAGGCUCUCUCUCUACCGACACAUGAUCUCAUCUGGGGUACCUGCUUUUAUAAGAAUCCCUUCACUGUAGAGCAUCUAGUUCACAUCCAAGAUUUUGGUUUUCUUCCAUCACAGUGAAUUCCUUCUUAUAGUUUUCACCAUUGUAUCACCAUUCUCUCCCAAUUCUUCCGGGAAUCUACAAUAGGAUUAGUGCAUUCAUGAUUCAUUUCUCAGCUCAAAUAUCAUAUGCCCCGAUGGAUUUUUGUUUUGGAGCAGGAGUUUUGUAAGUUGUCUUUAUGUUAUAACUCUUGCCUGUUCUGGUUUGCCAAA